AAACGGCAAAACAUCAAGGACCAAAACCACUAUUCCACCAAAGAUAAAAAAAGAAAAGAUUUAAGAAACAAGUAAAGAGAAAACCAAAACCUAAACCUAAAUCGAGGCCGCCUCUUCUAUUCCCCACCGUCGAUGCGCCGUUCAUCGGUCAGAUUUUCGGCUCAUCACCGCCACUCCGCCACCGUUAACCACACCCUUUUCACCAUAUCCAAUAUCUCCUUCUUAUUACACGUUUUUUCUCGUUGACAUUUUAUCAAACACCUUACGUGCAUUCGUCUUCACUCAUAUCCUACUCGAUUUUCAGUCUUUUCCGUUAGGGUUCUUGCAUAAUACUCGUAAUUAUCAACAACCCACUUUGAAUUUCACACGGAGACCAUAUCAUGAGUGAUCAACCUCAGGUACUGUUAUUCGGGUCAUUUUCUGAAGAUGAAGUCAUAUCAUGGCUUAACAAGCCAUCUGAAAACGCUAAAAAGCCUGCGAAAAGCAAACCUUUGGAUCUUAAUUCGUUAAAGAUAUCAAGUGAUAUAUCUUUUGGUAGUUUCAACGGUGAAUCACACAAGAGCACAAACGCUUCCAAGGGUUCAUCUAAUCUCAACCCAACUGGCAUUUGCAAGAAUGGUAAAGUUAGCCCUUCUGAACCGAUUAAAAAUCUCAAGCCUGAAGCUUUAAUACACCCAAAACAAAAUGGAGCACCACAUCAUAACGGUAACAUGGCGCUAAAAACCGUUCAUAAUAUCAAUUCGGUAGUGCACACGAAAGUCGAAACUUUAGGCAGUGUGAAAGAAGAGAAGUCGAAUGAACCGAUUGAAACAUGCUUGUUACCUCGUGGGUUAAUUAACUCAGGGAACAUGUGCUUUCUCAACGCUACAUUGCAAGCUCUUUUGUCUUGUUCACCAGUAGUUCAACUUUUGCAGGGUAUAAGAGCCCGUGUUGCUCAGAAGACUGGCUAUCCGACGUUAGCUGCAUUUGGUGAAUUUAUUUCUGAAUUCAAGAUGCCUGUUGGUGCAAGCUCAAAGGACACAACGCAAACGGGUCGGCCUUUCAGCCCAGCCAUGUUUGAAGUGGUCUUGAAGAAUUUUACUCCUGAUGUUCCUAAUAGCAUUUCCGGGAGGCCCAGGCAAGAAGAUGCACAGGAGUUUUUAAGUUUCGUCAUGCAUCAAAUGCACGACGAACUACUAAAGCUUGAAGGACAAGCGUCAAACGCAAAUGGCAACGGGUCGUCACUUGUUUCAUCUGUAGAAGAUGAUGAUUGGGAGACUGUUGGUCCGAAGAACAAAUCUGCGGUAACGAGAACACAAAACUUUGCUCCCUCGGAAGUGCGUGCAAUCUUUGGAGGUCAAUUGAGAAGUGUUGUUAGGGCAAGAGGGAAUAAAGAUUCGGCUACUGUUCAACCGUUUUUUUUGCUUCAUCUUGAUAUAUCUCAUGAUGGUGUUGCUAAUAUUGAGGACGCCCUUCGUCUCUAUUCUAUGCCGGAGACACUUGAUGAGUAUCGAACAACAUCCGGAAAGGCUGGAGUUGUGACAGCCAGAAAAUCUGUCAACUUACAAACACUUCCAAAGAUAAUGAUAUUGCACCUGAAGCGAUUUGGCUAUGGAACCAAUGGAAGUACAAAAUUACACAAACCUGUACGCUUCCCACUUGAGUUGCUCCUAAGUCGUGAUUUGCUUGUUUCAACUGCAACAAAGGAUCGAAAGUACACACUUAUUGCAUCCGUAACACACCAUGGAAGAGAAGCUUCGAAGGGGCAUUACACUGCAGAUGCUUGUUAUCCAAAUCAGCAAUGGUUUCGAUUUGAUGAUGCUUCGGUUACUGCAAUAAGCACAAACAAGGUCCUACAUGACCAGGCCUAUAUCCUUUUCUACAAAAGACUAUAAACUGCAGUAUGUGCUUAUUCUUCUAGCACAAGGCCAAGCCCAAUGCAGCAACAGAUGGCCCACAAAGAGGGCUGCCCAUGUGGCACGAGUUUAUAUGCCAGAAAGCUGAUGUCAUCGGAAUUUGAAUGGUCGAGUUUGAUUGAUUGGCAAGCUAGUUUCAGAAAUGGUUGUGCGGGUGAGGUUUAGUGUAUGUAGAGUAUUGAUAUGUACAUUCUUUGCUUCAAUGUCUAGAGGUUCAAAGUAUUGGCAACGCAUGUUGACAUUUUUGUUGGUUUGUUUCGUGUUGGAUCUUGUCGUUUUGAUAUUUGAAAAUAAUAUAUACUUGGUAGUUUAAGUAACAAA
Helianthus annuus (common sunflower) is the source of this 2216-nucleotide messenger RNA. RefSeq names its product ubiquitin carboxyl-terminal hydrolase 24. NCBI's taxonomy places the organism in Eukaryota, Viridiplantae, Streptophyta, Magnoliopsida, Asterales, Asteraceae. The transcript has 7 exons. Bases 381 to 1874 code for a protein of 497 amino acids. Gene Ontology annotation, biological process: protein deubiquitination. Gene Ontology annotation, cellular component: cytosol; nucleus. The record is from RefSeq and is a predicted model, not a curated record. Gene Ontology annotation, molecular function: cysteine-type endopeptidase activity; cysteine-type deubiquitinase activity.